Molecule: messenger RNA, 8435 nt
Organism: Talpa occidentalis (Iberian mole)
Lineage: Eukaryota; Metazoa; Chordata; Mammalia; Eulipotyphla; Talpidae
Gene: SOS1
Product: SOS Ras/Rac guanine nucleotide exchange factor 1
Exons: 23
Coding region: 22-4029 (1335 amino acids)
Biological process (GO): Ras protein signal transduction; positive regulation of GTPase activity
Cellular component (GO): plasma membrane
Molecular function (GO): guanyl-nucleotide exchange factor activity; protein heterodimerization activity
Source: RefSeq, a predicted model, not a curated record
CCCGAGGCGCCCGAGGGCACCAUGCAGGCGCCGCCGCUGCCGUACGAGUUCUUCAGCGAGGAGAACGCGCCCAAGUGGCGGGGGCUGCUGGUGCCUGCCCUGAAAAAGGUCCAAGGACAAGUUCAUCCUACUCUUGAGUCUAGUGAUGAUGCUCUUCAGUAUGUUGAAGAAUUAAUUUUGCAGUUAUUAAAUAUGUUAUGCCAAGCUCAGCCCCGGAGUGUUGCAGAUGUAGAGGAACGUGUUCAAAAAAGUUUUCCUCAUCCAAUUGAUAAGUGGGCAAUAGCUGAUGCCCAAUCGGCUAUUGAAAAGAGGAAGCGAAGAAACCCUUUAUCUCUCCCGGUAGAAAAAAUUCAUCCUUUAUUAAAGGAGGUCCUAGGUUAUAAAAUUGACCACCAGGUUUCUGUUUACAUAGUAGCAGUAUUAGAAUACAUUUCUGCAGACAUUUUAAAACUGGUGGGGAAUUAUGUACGAAAUAUACGGCAUUAUGAAAUUACAAAGCAAGAUAUUAAAGUAGCAAUGUGUGCUGAUAAGGUAUUGAUGGACAUGUUUCAUCAAGAUGUAGAAGAUAUAAAUAUAUUAUCUUUAACUGAUGAAGAACCUUCCACCUCAGGAGAGCAAACUUACUAUGAUUUAGUGAAAGCAUUUAUGGCUGAAAUUCGACAAUAUAUAAGAGAACUAAAUUUAAUUAUAAAAGUUUUUAGAGAGCCCUUUGUCUCCAAUUCAAAAUUGUUCUCAACUAAUGAUGUAGAAAAUAUAUUUAGUCGUAUAGUUGAUAUACAUGAACUUAGUGUAAAGUUACUGGGCCAUAUAGAAGAUACUGUGGAAAUGACAGAUGAGGGUAGUCCCCAUCCAUUAGUAGGAAGCUGCUUUGAAGAUUUAGCAGAGGAACUGGCAUUUGAUCCAUAUGAAUCAUAUGCUCGAGAUAUUUUACGACCUGGUUUUCAUGAUCGUUUCCUUAGUCAAUUAUCAAAGCCUGGGGCAGCACUCUAUUUGCAGUCAAUAGGUGAAGGUUUCAAAGAAGCUGUUCAGUAUGUAUUACCCAGGCUGCUUCUAGCCCCUGUUUACCACUGUCUACAUUACUUUGAACUUUUGAAGCAGUUAGAAGAAAAGAGUGAAGAUCAAGAAGACAAGGAAUGUCUGAAACAAGCAAUAACAGCUUUACUUAAUGUUCAGAGUGGUAUGGAAAAAAUAUGUUCUAAAAGCCUUGCAAAACGAAGACUGAGUGAAUCUGCAUGUCGGUUUUAUAGUCAGCAAAUGAAGGGAAAACAACUAGCAAUCAAGAAAAUGAACGAGAUUCAGAAGAAUAUUGAUGGUUGGGAGGGAAAAGACAUUGGACAGUGUUGCAAUGAGUUUAUAAUGGAAGGAACUCUUACACGUGUGGGAGCCAAACAUGAGAGACACAUAUUUCUCUUUGAUGGCUUAAUGAUUUGCUGUAAAUCAAAUCAUGGGCAGCCAAGACUUCCUGGUGCUAGCAAUGCAGAAUAUCGUCUUAAAGAGAAAUUUUUUAUGAGAAAGGUACAAAUUAAUGACAAAGAUGACACCAGUGAGUACAAGCAUGCUUUUGAAAUAAUUUUAAAGGAUGAAAAUAGUGUUAUAUUUUCUGCCAAGUCAGCUGAAGAGAAAAACAACUGGAUGGCAGCAUUGAUAUCUUUACAGUACCGGAGUACACUGGAAAGGAUGCUUGAUGUGACAAUGCUGCAGGAAGAGAAGGAGGAGCAGAUGAGACUCCCUAGUGCUGAUGUUUAUAGAUUUGCAGAGCCUGACUCUGAAGAGAAUAUAAUAUUUGAAGAAAACAUGCAGCCCAAAGCUGGAAUUCCAGUUAUCAAAGCAGGAACUGUUAUUAAACUUAUAGAGAGGCUCACAUAUCAUAUGUAUGCAGAUCCCAAUUUUGUUCGGACAUUUCUUACAACAUACAGAUCCUUUUGUAAACCUCAAGAACUACUGAGUCUUAUAAUAGAAAGGUUUGAAAUCCCAGAACCUGAGCCAACAGAAGCUGAUCGCAUAGCUAUAGAGAAUGGAGAUCAACCUUUGAGUGCAGAGCUAAAAAAGUUUAGAAAAGAAUAUAUACAGCCUGUACAACUACGAGUAUUAAAUGUAUGCCGGCACUGGGUAGAGCACCACUUCUAUGAUUUUGAAAGAGAUGCACAUCUUUUGCAACGAAUGGAAGAAUUUAUUGGAACAGUAAGAGGUAAAGCAAUGAAAAAAUGGGUUGAAUCCAUCACUAAAAUAAUCCAAAGGAAAAAAAUUGCAAGAGACAAUGGACCAGGUCAUAAUAUUACAUUUCAGAGUUCACCUCCCACAGUUGAGUGGCAUAUAAGCAGACCUGGGCACACAGAGACUUUUGACCUGCUCACCUUACACCCAAUAGAAAUUGCUCGACAACUUACUCUACUUGAAUCAGAUCUAUAUCGAGCUGUCCAGCCAUCAGAAUUAGUUGGAAGUGUAUGGACAAAAGAAGACAAAGAAAUUAAUUCUCCUAAUCUUUUGAAAAUGAUCCGGCACACCACUAAUCUCACUCUGUGGUUUGAAAAAUGUAUUGUAGAAACUGAAAACUUAGAAGAAAGAGUAGCUGUGGUGAGUCGAAUAAUUGAGAUUCUGCAAGUCUUUCAAGAACUGAACAACUUCAAUGGUGUCCUUGAAGUUGUCAGUGCUAUGAACUCAUCACCUGUUUACAGACUAGACCAUACAUUCGAGCAAAUACCAAGUCGCCAAAAGAAAAUUUUAGAAGAAGCUCAUGAAUUAAGUGAAGAUCACUAUAAGAAAUAUUUGGCAAAACUCAGGUCUAUUAAUCCACCAUGUGUGCCUUUCUUUGGAAUUUAUCUAACUAAUAUCUUGAAAACAGAAGAAGGCAACCCUGAGGUCCUAAAACGGCAUGGAAAAGAGCUUAUAAACUUUAGUAAAAGGAGAAAAGUAGCAGAAAUAACAGGAGAGAUCCAGCAGUACCAAAAUCAGCCUUAUUGUUUACGAGUAGAAUCAGAUAUCAAAAGAUUCUUUGAAAACUUGAAUCCAAUGGGAAAUAGCAUGGAAAAAGAAUUUACAGACUAUCUUUUCAACAAAUCCCUAGAAAUAGAACCACGAAACUCUAAGCCUCCCCCAAGAUUUCCAAAAAAAUACAGCUAUCCCCUAAAAUCUCCUGGUGUUCGUCCAUCAAACCCAAGACCAGGUACCAUGAGACAUCCCACACCUCUGCAGCAGGAGCCAAGAAAAAUUAGUUAUAGUAGGAUUCCUGAGAAUGAAACAGAAAGUACCGCAUCUGCACCAAAUUCUCCAAGAACACCGUUAACACCUCCUCCUGCUUCUGGUGCUUCCAGUACCACGGAUGUUUGCAGCGUAUUUGAUUCUGAUCAUUCAAGCCCUUUUCACUCAAGCAGCGAUACCGUCUUUAUCCAAGUUACAGUGCCCCAUGGCCCAAGAUCUGCUUCAGUAUCAUCUAUUAGUUUAACCAAGGGCACUGAUGAAGUGCCUGUCCCCCCUCCUGUUCCUCCACGAAGACGACCGGAAUCUGCCCCGGCGGAAUCUUCGCCAUCUAAGAUUAUAUCUAAGCAUUUGGACAACCCCCCAGCAAUUCCUCCUAGGCAACCCACAUCAAAAGCCUAUUCACCACGAUAUUCAGUGUCAGACCGGACCUCUAUAUCAGACCCUCCUGACAGCCCUAGCCCUCCCUUAUUACCACCAAGAGAACCCGUGAGGACACCUGAUGUUUUCUCAAGCUCACCACUACAUCUCCAACCUCCCCCUUUGGGCAAAAAAAGUGACCAUGGCAAUGCCUUCUUCCCAAACAGCCCUUCCCCCUUUACACCACCUCCUCCUCAAACACCUUCUCCUCAUGGCAGCAGAAGGCAGCUGCCAUCACCACCAAUGACACAAGAAGUGGACCUUCAUCCCAUUGCUGGGCCGCCUGUUCCUCCACGACAAAGCACUUCUCAACAUAUCCCUAAACUCCCUCCAAAAACUUACAAAAGGGAGCACACACAUCCAUCCAUGCACAGAGAUGGACCACCACUAUUGGAGAACGCCCAUUCCUCCUGAGUUCCUCUGUACCAGGAUGUACAUUGUCCUAGCCCCAUAUCCAUUGCUGGCAAUGGAUGCACUGAACAUGCCAGCACUGAGGAGUACAGCAAGAACUUCAAACACUAACGACUCUACUUCAAGAUACAGUGUAAGACAAUGAAUUUUAACCUAGACAUAAUUAUAAAGUGGAAAUAGUAUUUGUUUUAAAUAUGGAAGGACUGAUUUAGAGGACUUGGACAACUGAUUGCACCUGAAAAUCAAGUAAAGGGACUUUUUCCAGCCGAUAGGCAGGGGUCCUCUUUUUGUGAAGUGAUCUUUUUUCAUUAAAGGGAUGGAAAACACAGUCUAGUUUCCUGCAGGCCCACAUGAUGACAGUUUUGUAAUUCAAAAUAUUAUGCACUUUUUAAAAAGAAAUCUUAAACAGGGAUCUUCACAUUCUCCUUUGUUUUUCCUUUGCUUUUACUCAUCCUACUUUAGAAUAUUUUCUUAAAUCAUUCAGAGGACUGUGAGGAAAGGCUGUGGUACCUGACCUUGUUGGAAUCAAGGCCCAGCACUGUACUACAGUCCUGUUUACAGAUUAUUACAGUGAAUCGAAUGGGUACCGAGGCUUCACCAAAGAGGUACUUUUUUUUUUUUUUAAUAAUUAUCCAAUUUUAAGAGCAUUCCCCCUCACCCACUUCCCCCCUUACACAAACAUGUGGUGUUGCCUUCAAAUGAGAAGUUUUGUGUCAUUAAUGUGACAGAAGAACUUUAUAAAAAAUGUAACUGUCAAGCAUACAAUUUACAUUUAGAAGACUGUUAAUCUAUGCUAGAUUGUCAUUUUCCCCCUUCUCCCACAAAAGUUUACUGGCAAUCCUGUCAUGGCUCAUAGCUGUCCCUCUAACCAUACUAUGGAAGUGCAGUCACCCAGUGUAAAAAGAAGCACUUGCUGGGCAUCACUGACACCAUUCAUGUUUUACUAAUAGUUGAGUAAUCAGUAUAUCUAGAAUUACCUUGCAUUGCCUAAAUCAUGUGUAUAUAGUGAAUGUUAUAUAAUAUACUUGGCAGGUCUGUUUUAAUUUAAUUGAAUAAAGAUACAAAUACUUUGUUUGGCUGGCAUAUAUUAAAUUAUUAUAUGGAGAAAAUGGUUGAUUCUUAUUUCUUUCAGUUGAAACACACACACGCAAACACUAAACAUAAAAGCACGUAUUCUGGUACGCCUUGAUUUCUAGUUCUGGAUGAAUGUAUUCAUCUUAAGGAAUGACCUAAGAUUGCAGUUUGGCAUGUAGAAAAAUCUUUGGUUAGAAUAGGAUGGGUAUCUUUUAAGCAGAACUUCGUAAGUUUUUUAAUUUCCUAGGUAACAUGUAUACAGUUUGUUAAAGUUUAUAUUAAACAUUCUACCUUGCUUGAGGUCUUUGUGCUAUCAGAACUAUUCAUAAUUGAACACCUACCUACAUCAUUCAUUAAUUCUUCAUUAAAUCUAUGUACUAAUAGUCUAAGUCUAACAAAUACUGUGACUGAAAUGCAUGCAAUUUGUUGAAGAGAAAAAAAUUUAUUAAUCUCUACUAUAAUGUCUGUGAAGUGUGCAGUAGUCCAUUCUUAGAGAGUCAUCUAUCCAUCGAGCUCUGUAUGUGUCCUCUGAAUAAUGAAGGAACAUUUCAGCAAUUCUGUUAAUCUUGCCAUUAGAGACAUUAGUAGGAGUGCGGCAUCAGAGGGGAAAUAGAAACCUAGUACUUUAAUAAUUUUCUGUGAUAUUUAUUAGAGCAUUAAAUGUACAUCACAAUAGUACAGGAUACAGUCCUACAAGAUUAGAAUGUUGAUUGCAUUAUCAUUACGCAGUCUAUCCUAUCAUGUCCUUUCUUAUUUAUUUGUUAAAUUUGAAUUUUUGUUUAAUAUCUGUACCAUUCCUAUUAUGGUAGCCAUUUUUCUCUUUGCUAAAUAUCUCCUCUUUUAAAAGUCUCCCAAAAAAUUAAUUUCAAAUUACACAGUGUCCAGAAGACCAUUCAUUCAAUGAGUCUUUAAGCCUGCUUACUAAUGCUGCUACAAUUAAUCAUAGUACACAUUCCAAAAUCUCCCAUGCCUUUUUUAUUAAGCCAGCCUUAUUGUCCUUAGAAUUUCCCUUUAUAUGUCUUAUUGAUCACUUCUUAAUUAUCCCAUCCCCACUCCAAAUGAGAACCUGAGAAAAGUCACACUGGAGGCCAUCCAAAUAUCUCUCUGUUCAGUGUGUUAGCUUUCAGGAGGGUAAUGAUUUCUUUUCAAUCUGCCUGAUUGUAUAAAGAAAAAACUCAGAUUUGGAGUUCUAUUCCUACUUCUCCCAAAGGGAUCAUUGGUGGUUCUAAUAGACCACUUCACUGUGCAUCAGCUUUAUAUGCAUUGGGGAUGGAGGAUAUUUUUAUUAUGAGUGUGACAUGGGUACAGAUAUUUUCUGCAGUGAUAACGGAUUAGAAAAAUUCCAGUUGGAUGCCCCUAGGUGGAGAUAAGAAAAUUCUAUCUUUCCUUCGUCACCUGUGAAACAUUAGCUGACAAAUUUACUCUUUGUAGUAACUAAAACAUGCUUAAUCAGGAACAAGAAGUGACUGAGAAGAUAAAUACAUCACCACUAAACCUCUGCUUUUGAAUCCAGGACUUAACAAGACAGUUAAUGUAACAUAACUUCUAAACCACAUUCCAGAAUGUGGAACAUUCCUUUUUGAAAUGGAAAUUUUCUUUGACAUUUCAGUAUUUUUGGAUCAUAAAAUGAAAACAUUUCAAGGAUGAAUUUACUUUAGUGGGCUAAUAACCAAAAUAAUAGCAAGGGAGACUUUUCAUAUCUAAGCACUUUUAGAAACAGGAACAGAUAGGUAUGUUUCUAAAUUGAAAGACAGGUUAUUCACUCUUCCCAGUCCUCGAAAUGUAUUUUAAGACUAUGAAUUUUCAGGGGAUAUAUAAACAUUAAAUGUUGCUUAAUUAAAGGUGGCUGGGCAUCAGAUUGUUUUUAGUGGGUUAUUAUGAACUAACAAGGAUGUUCUAAUGGAUCUGAAUUUAGCAAGGAGCGUGCCACACUGAUGAUACUACAAUCAGUAGGAACAAUCUGGUGAGCAAGUACUCUAUCAGUUGGAGGCUAUAUUAUGGUUCUAAAGUCUUAAUGAAUUUUUCCAUAAAUCAAAAAUUAGUUGGUGUCCAUGAUUAUGAUCUUAAUUCACAAGUUCAACUUACUUUACUCAUGUACUUCACCUUAUGUCAUUUAAUGACAGCUUAGCUUGGAGUUUUAAGUGGCUCAGCAAAACACAAUGUAAAUGGAAGGAGGAGUGUCCCAAUUUAUCAAUGUUGUACAUAUUGAGGGAAACCAAUUUUUGCUCCAGAUUUAGAAAGAAACAAAUUGAACCAUUUAUUUCUUGAUAACUCUGCUGCUAUGGAUAGGUUUGCUUACUCUUUUAACCUCUAUUAUAUAACUGUUAGACAAGAGUAGAUCCUAUUGUGUUGCACAUUAAUCUUUAUCAGCAAAAGAAACAUCACAAGGUUAAUACUGGUUUGGCUGAAAAAGAAUCAGGUAGUAAAAUUGUUUAUAAGGGAAAGUGAUGAUUUAGUUUAUUCAGUAUUUUUCCUUUUAAACAUCUCAUUGCUAACUUAAAAUCAUUUCAUAACCCCUUACACACAAACCAAUGAAAUAUCAUGAGCUCUAGUUAAGAAGCAUGAAGUCUGUGAUAAAUCUAAACAAAAGCACUUGUAACUUGUUUUGUAAAUUUCAUGCCUUAUUUUCCAUUUUUGACACCGUAAAGUGCAUUUUCUGUCAACUGUGAGCAAAUUUCCCUUUUGCCUUUAAUGAAAAUAGUGCAUUAAGUAGCCAACUGCUGCAAAAUUAUAAGCAAGUUAGCAAAGGUGGAUCACAUCGGGCUACCACUCAAAGAAACAAGCUAUGUAACAGAUGGAAGUCACAUGUAGUGUGGCUUUAGGGGGAGUGCCCCUGUGCCAGAUGCAUGCCACUUUCAGUAGCUGCCAAAUGUGCCUUUAAUUAAGAACAUCUCUAAUUUUUUUCUUCAGAUCAAGUCAGCAUUUGGGGGCGGGAUCAGGGCAAGGGACUUCGGGGUGCAACUAUCUGGUGAUACCCACCAGAGAAGAAGCCUUUGUCAAAGUGACAUGUAUAACUUUAGUUGAAGUGUGUUUGUGUGUGUAUAUAUACGUGUGUGUGUGUGUGUGUGUGUGUGUGUGUAUUUGCCUUUGUUCAGUAGCACGGUCAUUUGCAAAAAUAAUUGUAAAAAAAUUGCGCUGUCAGUCUUUGAUGUAAAAAACAAAGUGCGGUCUAUUAAUCUAAAUAUGGACUUUGUACCGAAACAUGUUCCUAGGUUACCUUUGUACUCUGUGUGCAGCAGUAUUUGGUUUGCAUUUAAGGUGAAAAUAAUUACUGUUAUUUUUCUGGCAUUACUAAGAUCAACUGAAAAAUAAUAAAGAAAAAUGCCUUAUGUAGC